Plasmodium coatneyi is the source of this 2292-nucleotide messenger RNA. Its product is annotated as SICA-like antigen. Bases 1 to 2292 code for a protein of 763 amino acids. The transcript has 3 exons. The record is from RefSeq and is a predicted model, not a curated record. Lineage: Eukaryota; Apicomplexa; Aconoidasida; Haemosporida; Plasmodiidae.
AUGGAAAAAUUGUCGGAGGAAAUAAACAACAAGAAUGAAAUAGUAGUUCUGAAGAGUGUAUGCGGUGAAAAGAAUGGAGUAAGAGAAAAAGGAGUAAAUGAGAUGGAUCAAUAUUUUUGCAAAGUAAUGUUAAGAAAUUAUAUAAUUGCAACUGUAGAGGACUUUGGCGGAUUAUUUACAGGAAAAAAUGCACGUACGUGGAGCAUUGGUCGAAAUGUACGAUGUGGAAUUAUGAACCUAUGGUUAGAAUACUAUAAGGAUGAAAAUUGUGAUCCGAGGAACAUGUAUGAAUAUAUUAAGCAUAUAGUGCAACAAUGGACGGGGUACAUGAAAAUAGCGGUAACCUAUCAGGAGUGUAAAUACGAAGGGGACAAUGAUUCCAAUAUAAACGACGUAAAAAUGUACCUUCAGAAAAAAGAGUCGAAGUGGGAAAAAAAAGUACAUGGAAAAAUAGGAAGUUUAAAAAAAAAGGGUGCCUGUGGAAACACCGUAUACAGAAGGACAGGGGAGAUAGAUGUAGGGGGGAAUACAAUAAUACUAAAAGCGAGUUCAUACAAGGAGGAUGAAAGUGGAUUACAGAAGUCUACACCAGGAGCGGUGACAACAAGUAAAGAACCCGAUAUUCACCUUAAGACUGAUAGUGACAAGGAUAUUCAGACUACACAUGGCAGCAUGGGAAGUACUGAGCAGGCUGAACCCGUCGCUGAACCUAAUAAUAGUCAAAAUAAUAGCGCACAGGGUCCUGAGUCUGAUGAGGUUACUACUGGACAAGUGAGUAAAAAUGGUCUUGCACAAUCUGCUUCAACAGAUGAGAGCAGACAAGAAGAUGGCAAAGUGGUUGAUCAUGCUACAGAGCAAGAAAAUACGGAGGGGGAGGGUGAAGAGAAUAUGAAUAGUGUCGUAUCCAGUUCCGCUCCCACUGCUCCGGAGCAACGGCCGUCUGGUCCCGAUAGAGCCAAUGAAGUCACUGGAGUUCCCAAGCAGACCGAAGCUCCUGGGGGUGAUACUCAGGAACCCGGUUUACAAGGUCCCAAAGGGAGUCCAAUAGCUCCCUCCAGAGAUGGAGCAGCAACAACAGCUAUCAACGAAGUAACAAAGAUAACGUCAGCAAGUGGGAAGAAACAGGUUCCAGUGGAGAAAAGUGGACUAAAACAAACUCCACCCAAACUUAAGGAAGUCAACUUUAUUAAUACUUUAAUCCCAUACAUUCCUAUUAUCCCCGCAUUAGUCGGAAUUGUUGUGACCGUUAUCCUUCUUUGGAAGUAUUUUACCCUCGGUAAGCGAAGACGACGUUACAGAAGAGCUCAUCCAGUACGUGGUCCUCCAACUUUGGAAGAACAACUCCUUGAUAAUGUGGAACAGGAGGAUAUAACGAUAGGGUAUGCGCCUUAUGGGUAUGACAUGGUUAAGGUGCGCGAGCCCAGACAUAGGAGAAAAAUGCAGCAAAGGAAACGUGUCACCUGCAAGACUAUUAUUGAUAUCCAUUUUGAAGUCUUAGACGAAUGUCAAAAGGGGGACACCAAACUAGUUCACAAGGACUUUAUUAAAAUCAUUGUGGAAGAAUAUAUGAGCUCGGAGUGCAAAAAAGAAAAAAACAUAGAAAAAGGAACACAAGAGCAGAAUCUUCCUUCUUUAGAGAACCUUCCCCUCUCGGGGGAUCUUACUUCUUUAAGGAAUCUUCUUUAUUUAGGAAAUCUUCCUUCCUUAAAGAAUCAUUCUUCUUCAAAGAAUGAACAUCAGUCCUCAACCGGUGUCCCAACAUGCAAUGUCCCUUAUUGGAUUAAUUGGAUCGAAGGAAAUAUGAAGGUGUUAGUUGAUAUUAAAACACAAGGUUGGUUCCACGACUUAAAGGUAAGUUGGAAGGAACAUCAAAAACUUCAUUUGACUAUGGGACAGAAUAAACAGGGUGAAGUACACGACCAUGGUGAUAUUGCAUCCACAGAAAGGCAAAAAAAAAAGAAAGAUGCGUGGAAAUGGUGGGUUUCAAUGCAACAUUCCCUUAUGGAAACAUACAACAAAACAGAUUGGUUUAUUCAUUUAUUAAACAAUUCGGAGGAUGCACUAAAUAAAUUAGUAGUACAACGAGGUAACGUAACGGUGAAAGCGGAAGAUCCGUUAGGGCCAGAAAAUGUGUUAAGAAAUCCACAACUGGAUCGACAAUCCUAUAAGAAGGAACAAUCCAUAGCAAAGUUAUGGAUGCUUAUCCUUGCAUUGGUAAUAGAAGAAUGUGAAAUGGAAGAGAGUGUUCAUGACAAAGAAAUAUAUUUGGAUAAUUUAUUGCGCAACACUUGA